ACCGCUGGAAGCCAGUCCAGGGGAAGAGAUAGGAGCCGAUCAGUCACUUUUUUAUCUUCAAUAAAGACCGCAAGACCGGUUCCGGUGUCACUGACGUUCACUCCCUACGUCUUCAACAUCCAUUUCGAACAGCCGGCUUGAGGUUGUUGAUCAUAAUGAUGUCCGCAAGAAUCACCAGAGUCGUUUUUGCUGCUCUCGUGGCCCGAUGCGUUGCAGCAGCCCGCAAGAAUAUCAUCAUCGACACCGACAUCUUCAGUGAUUGCGAUGACACCGCCGCGCUGCUCCUUGCCGCGACGUCCCCCGACGUGAACUUGCUCGGUGUCAACGUCAACUAUCCUUCGACCUACUCCGUGACCGCAACGUCGGCUAUCCUCGCGCACUACGGCCUGCCCGCGGUCCCCAUAGGGACGCGCCGGCCGUUGACCGACGAGGGCUUCCUCGACACGUUCGCGUACGAUCUGGGAGAGUAUGCGAGCAAGAUAUCGUAUCACUUCUCCGGGGGCUCCCUCCCGUUUGGGGCGGCAGAGGAGGCAUGGGACGCCGUCUCGCUGUACCGCAAGCUCCUCGCCGAGGCGGACGGGCCCGUCACCAUCGUCUCGAUCGGCUUCUUCGAGAACCUCUCGGGCCUGCUCAACUCCACGGCCGACUCGCACUCGGACCUCGCCGGCCCCGCGCUCGUCGCGAGCAAGGUCGCGGAGCUGGUCGUCAUGGGCGGCGGGUACCCCUCGGGCAGGGAGUUCAACUUCUUCGGGGACAACCCGCUGCGCACGGCGCACGUCGUCAAUAACUGGCAGGGCCGCAUCGUCUUCUGCGGCACCGAGGUCGGCGGCGAUUUGCUGUCCGGCGGCAGGCUCCUUGCCGAGGGCCCGCUGUCGGAUCCGGUCCGCCAGGCCUACAUCUACUACAACUUCUACCGACCCCGGCAGUCGUGGGAUCCUCUCACGGUUCUGUAUGCCAUGCAGGGCGUUGGGGACCUUUUCGAGUACGGCAACGAGUACGGCCGCAACUUUGUCUUUGCGAAUGGCUCAAACGAGUGGAUCUUUGACAGGAAUGUCACCAACCAGUUCUGGUUGAACCUGAAAGUGGACAAUGUCACGGCCUCGGCGGCUCUCGACAAGCUUUACCUGGAAGGGGCGUUGCUUUUUGCCAAUACGACUAACGCAUAAAGAGCUAUGCCGGCAUUAUAUCUUGCUUUGUCACUCAUAUCGGCAGCCACUCAACGUAGGGGAAGUUGUAACGCCAGGUUGUCCCAGUUCAAGAGUCCAGAUUCAAGAGGCAAAAAUCAGAUUUAUAAUAAAAUAACAUACAAGAGGCUGCGGUAGUCGGUUCUGAUUCCGUGUCUCGC
Molecule: messenger RNA, 1345 nt
Organism: Colletotrichum destructivum
Lineage: Eukaryota; Fungi; Ascomycota; Sordariomycetes; Glomerellales; Glomerellaceae
Product: Putative inosine/uridine-preferring nucleoside hydrolase domain, ribonucleoside hydrolase
Exons: 2
Coding region: 156-1166 (336 amino acids)
Molecular function (GO): hydrolase activity, hydrolyzing N-glycosyl compounds
Source: RefSeq, a predicted model, not a curated record